AUGCUAUGGUCUCCGAGGACGUCCCUGUCGAACAUCCGCGUCAAGCUGACGGCCAAGGGUUUGCUCCGGAACCUGCAGCUGCUGUCGGGAUGUGGGAAGAGCACGGUGGAGUUUCACACAGUGGACAAGGCCAAGAAGCGGGCGGGACCCCGGAUCCAGCAGCCGGCGCAGGGUAAAGGGGGUCUACCGGCCGCGCCGUCCCGGGACAGGGCCGCCCCGCGGGCCCAGGGCGAGGACGUCCAGCGGCUCAGGAGCCUGCUCGCGGCCGGCGGUCGCAGGUUCGAGGCCGUCGCCGUGGUGAUCCAGCACGUCCUCUCUGAGCGGGACAAGGCCCUGAAGCAAUGCUCGGAGCUUUCCCAGGAACUGGUGACCCUGCGGGAGGAGUUGGUGUCCUCGGCCGCCUCCUGCCAGCAGCUGGAGAAGGAGAAGGACGAGCUGCGCUCCGUGUUCGAGGGGGUGCUGCAGAAGGCGCAGCAGCAGCACCAGAAUGCGCUGGCCGAGCUGGAGGAGCAGCUGAGCGAGUUCUACUCCGCCGAGUGGGACAAGGUGCAUCAGGCCUACCAGCAGGAGGCGGACAGGUGCCGGAGCCAGGCGCAGCAGCAGAUAAAUGACUUGAGGUCCAAACAUGAGGCUUUGGAAAAGGAAGUGAGGUCCAGGCACACUGAGGAGAUGGAGUCUUUCAGACAGCAGUAUGAGGCAUCAUUGGAAGAGCUGAGGAACUCCCACGAGCAGGAGCGGCAAGAUCUGACCAAAACGCUGACAGAAACAGAAGCCACGUUAUCUGAGCAGAUAGAAGAGCUUACGAGGAAGAACAAGGCUCUAAACGAGAAGCUAAAGGCUGAAGAGGAACACAGACGGCUUCUGAGGCAAAAAAGCCAGCAGAAGGACCCCCACACGCUGUAUCUGGAGCAGGAGCUGGACAGUCUGAAGGUGGUGCUGGAGAUGAAGAACUCGGAGCUGCACCAGCAGAGCAAGAAGCUGAUGGAGCUGGAGACUCUGAUGGAGGCCAACAUGAAGCUGGACGGGGACCUAAAGAAGAGCCAGCAGGAGAACGAGGACCUACGCGCCCGGCUGGAGGAGCACACCGCCCUGCACAGGCAACUGUCCACAGAGCAGGCCGUGCUGCAGCAGACCAUCCAGAAGGAGUCCAAAAUGAACAAUCGCCUCUCCCUGCAGAACGAGGAACUCCUGUGGAAACUUCACAACGGAGACAUCUGGGGCCCCCGAAAACUGCCCCCCUCCCCGCCCUUCCAGCCCACCCGCAGCUCAGGGUCCUUCUCCGGCACCCCGCUUUCAUCCAACUAACCCCCCCCCCCCAGCACCCCCCCGACAUGCAACCCCGCAGCGGGUACCCGGAGGAGGUGCGUCUCUGAACGGGAUGCUCUCUCUCUGCUGGCAUUUGUAAAAAGGAAACGGUUGUAAAGACGUUGCUAAAGACGAUAACUGCACGGACGCACUUCCCGAGCAAGGCCGGCCUUGUUCUCCGCCCUUCCUCUCGUCCACUAUCGGAGGAAAGAACGGAAAUCUCAGGACGUGAGGAUAACUUCUCACCAAAAUCGUGACUCAUCCGCUCUUUUUUUUCCUGUCUUUUUUUGGGGGGGGG
This is a messenger RNA of Megalops cyprinoides (Indo-Pacific tarpon), 1603 nucleotides long. RefSeq names its product microtubule-associated tumor suppressor 1 homolog A-like. The coding region runs from base 1 to 1305 and encodes 434 amino acids. Gene Ontology annotation, cellular component: nucleus; cytoplasm. The transcript has 10 exons. Gene Ontology annotation, molecular function: microtubule binding. NCBI's taxonomy places the organism in Eukaryota, Metazoa, Chordata, Actinopteri, Elopiformes, Megalopidae. The record is from RefSeq and is a predicted model, not a curated record.